Molecule: messenger RNA, 1992 nt
Organism: Gossypium arboreum
Lineage: Eukaryota; Viridiplantae; Streptophyta; Magnoliopsida; Malvales; Malvaceae
Exons: 7
Coding region: 183-1640 (485 amino acids)
Molecular function (GO): protein binding
Source: RefSeq, a predicted model, not a curated record
GAAAAGAGUACAAGAAAAAAUAGUUUUUUUUUUUUUUUUUUACUUUGCCAUUUUACUUUAUAUAUCAUUCUUUACACACCCAAAUCUCUCCUUUUUUUCCCCUUUUUUUCUCACUUUCUCUCUGUUAGUAGAAAAAUAAAAUUUGUUGGCUGUUUGCUAAGCUUUGUUAGAGAAAAAAAAAAAUGAGGGAAUCCUAUCUCCUUUUCACACUGCUACUUGUUUUACUUCCUUCCACCCUGCAUUUCCAAGCUCAUGCUGCCCCUGCUGGACCAUUGGUGAAGCACUUGUCUUCUUUACUUAAAUGGACCAGGUCUACCACUAAAGCACCCCAAUCAGAUGGCAAUGUUCUUCAAUUUGAGAAUGGGUACUUAGUUGAGACUGUAGUUGAAGGCAAUGAGAUAGGAGUUGUUCCUUACAAAAUUCGGGUCUCAGAGGAUGGAGAAUUAUUUGCUGUUGAUGAAGUUAAUAGUAACAUUGUUAAGAUUACUCCACCAUUGUCUCAAUAUAGCCGUGGAAGAUUGGUUGCCGGGUCAUUUCAAGGUUACACGGGGCAUGUGGAUGGAAAGCCAAGUGAUGCUCGUUUCAAUCAUCCCAAAGGUGUAACCAUGGAUGAUAAAGGGAAUGUAUAUGUUGCUGAUACCAUGAAUCUUGCCAUUCGAAAGAUAGGAGAUGCAGGUGUCACAACGAUUGCUGGAGGCAAAUCAAAUGUUGCAGGAUAUAGGGAUGGGCCUAGCGAGGAUGCAAAGUUCUCGAAUGAUUUUGAUGUGAUAUAUGUUCGACCGACCUGUUCGCUGUUAGUUAUUGAUAGAGGAAAUGCUGCUCUUCGACAAAUCUCACUUAACCAAGACGAUUGUGAUUAUCAGUAUAGUUCAGUUUCUCCCACAGGCACUGGCCUUUUAGCAGAUAUCCUAAUGGUUCUUGGUGCUAUCUUGGCCGGCUAUGCCACAUGCUUACUUCAGCAAGGAUUCGGACCUUCUUUCUUCCCAAGAAUGCAACCUUCCGAUAGAGAAUUCAAAGAACAACCAAGCAAGGAGAAGUUGACUCCUAUUGUCGAUAGCACGAAAGAAGUACCUGGGUGGCCAUCUUUUGGCCAACUUGUCGCAGAUCUUUCUAAGCUUGCACUUGAAGCAAUGGGAAGCAUAUUCCUCUACUUUGUCCCCUCUCGUUUUCAACCAAAUAGCUCAAAGAAAGGUCUUACACCAAUGAAGGAUUCUCUUCUAAUGCCUGAAGAUGAAGUCCCCCCUCCGUUAGUUCAAAGGCAGGCCACUCCAGCACCCAUUUCUGAAACCCGGCAGACGCAUACGACUAAUACAGCUGAUAAGUAUUCGGAAAUGAAGCCUCCGAAGAUAAAGUCAAGCAGUUUUAGGGAUCCUUCUUUGUCUAGCAAGCACCGUUCCUCCAAAAGACAAGAAUAUGCCGAGUUCUACGGGCCUGGCGAGGUUCCACCUUACACUAGGUCUAAGACCCAGAAAGAAAGAACAAGACAUCGCCAACGAGAUAAAACAGCCGAGGUGGUUUACGGAACAGGUGGGGCAGAUCAAAAACCUGUUGAGACAAAGCCAGUAGAUUACGAUAACUCAAAGUUCGAUCAUUACAACAUGAGGAGCAAAUAUGGAUCCAGUGAUUCAUUCCGGUUCUGAACUAAACCGAACAAUGUAUUCAUCUUGCGUAUGCAUCAACCGUAUUUUACUUACGCCAGUCUGUAACUGAAUCAUAUAUGUAUUAGCAGUACUUUGUACCUUAGAGGUCUACUCAGAUGAGAAUUGCAAUUUAGCACUGGUUUUUUUGGUCGCCGACUGCUGUAACGUACAGAAGGUUCGAUAUCACCUGCAUGUGGCUGACUAGAAUGAAGCAUUGCGUCGAGUAGAUAUGGAUUUUGGAAGGGAACUGAUCAUUUGUUUAAAGCUAGUGGUUAAGAAACUUCAUUAUUGCAGAGAACUUGAUUUAGUGUAAACUAGUUUCUAUGUUGUUAAUGCAGAAGCAAAUUGAUCA